Owenia fusiformis is the source of this 2236-nucleotide messenger RNA. The record is from the annotation of a GenBank genome assembly. Lineage: Eukaryota; Metazoa; Annelida; Polychaeta; Sabellida; Oweniidae.
CUCAUUUCUCGUGACGUAUGACGUCAGAAGGCCAUUUGUAAUAUAUCAGAAAAGCUGAUAUUUUCUCUCUAAGUUUCGUUUAUAACUCAGCUGGAAGACAGACAAUAUUUACAAAAGUAGGGACUAAAACAUAACCAACAAUAUGUCGCUGUAUCCCACACUAGAGGAUAUGAAGGUUGACCAGAUGCAACAGGCCCAGGUUCAAUACCAGCAAGCAGCCCAGCAGCCUGCUGUGCAGUACCCUGGAGAGGCAGCCCAGACCUACCCCACAGCUGCUGCUGCUGGGGGGUCAUCUUUAUACCCCUCUCUCCAGGACUACAUGGGUCUCUCCCUCAGCCCUGAAUGUAUCGCACAGAACAUGCCUGUUGUCGCUGCCAAUCAGAAUCAGCAGGUAGCUGUUCCUGCGUAUGGACGUGUAACGGGAGCUGGUCAGAUGCAAGUUGCGCCAGUAACAGGCAAUGACGUUGGAUUGCGACGUGCGGAAAUUAAGGAUGGGAUUAGAUUUGUGCAGCUGUGUAAAGAUCAGAGUGGAAUGAUUGGACUAAGAGUCCGACAUGUUAACAAAGGUUUAUUUGUUGCCUUUGUGCAUGCUAAUUCUCCAGCCUCUCUGGCUGGUGUAAGGUUUGGGGAUCAAAUCCUGCAGAUCAAUGACCAGACAGUGGCAGGCUGGGACAAUGAUAAGGCACACAAGUAUCUGAAGAAAUGUGAACCACAGAAAAUCACCAUGGCAAUUAGAGACAGACCAUUUGAGCGAACCAUCACAAUGCAUAAAGAUAGUGGUGGCACCAUUGGAUUUGUAUUCAAGAAUGGUAAAAUCAACUCCUUGGUCAAGGAUUCGUCUGCCGCUAGGAAUGGCGUCCUAACUGAGCACCAUCUUGUGGAGGUGAAUGGACAGAACUGUGUUGGACUUAAGGAUGAAGACACGCGUGAACUGAUCCGUUCUGGUCCAGAGUGUAUCACUAUCACAAUCAUGCCAAGUUUCAUAUAUGAGCACAUCAUCAAAUGUAUGGGGAACAGUCUAGUUAAGAAGUUGAUGGAUCACUCAAUCCCUGACUGGUAAACGACCAAACACUCUUAUAUUCAACAGUAAAACAAUCCAUACUUUGUAAAUGGCCAAAUCCAAUUUGAAAAACAUCACUUAUAAGACUACAACUAACCAAUCAAGUGACUCAGAUGUUUCAUGGAUAUAGCAAUGAAGAAUUUUGAAAUAUCUCGGAUAUUUUUUAUACAAAAUGCCAAAAUAAAAGUUAUGACUGGAAAUAAAAUCAAACAUCUGAAAAUGAUAUGAUAUCAUGUAUCUGAUAUGAUCUCCAGAUAUGUGAUAUUCAUGAUUAAGUUAUGCAGUAUAUUAUGUCAGACUGGAGGUAGGAUCACUAUUAGCUGUUCCUAUAUGUAACCACAUUUAAAAUGCUUUGUACAUAAAAGUGAAACCAAGAGAAGUAUAUCCAAGGUAUAGAUAACCCUGUGUAUGUGAACACCUCAGAAACCAAGGAACACCCUGAAAUGUGAAUCUGUUUUUGUUCAUCUACUUUUGCAGUGUUUGUUCCAUCAAAACCUAUUCAUGUGAAUGCCUGCAAGUGUUAAGAGUUCUGGCCAGCUACUGUAUUGUUUAUUUAGACAGGUUUUACUGUAUAUUUAUUUAAUGACUGAAAGCAAAUGAAUGUAAUUAUUAUGCACUAGAAAAAAUGAAUGAACCAAAUAAUUAUAAUAUGUAAAAUUAAUUUGUGAAAGCUCAUUGUCAUUCUGUAUUAGAAUUUACGUUGUGUUGAGAUAUUUACUUUCCUAAUUUAUGUUCUUAGGCCAGGGUAGUCAAUAAAGUGUUAAACACAUCAUGAUUUUUUAACAUUUUCUACUUUUUCAUUCAACCUUGAUCCAGUCUUGUUUACUCAUUUUUUUCUCUGAAAAAAUAGAUUUCUGAUUCUGUCGAUAAACGUUUUGAGUAGAGUUUUGGAGAAAAGUAGAACAGAGUUAGGGACACACAUGAAUGUUUAACGAUUUGUUAACUUACUCAGGCCUUACACUUUAGGUACUGCUUCUACUUAGGAAGAAGACAUUAAACUAUUUGAAAAUAUUUGUAGGAACUACCAUACAUGUAGACAUUGCUAAAUAAUUAUCUUGUGUAGUCCUUCCAGAGGUCUACAAAUAUAUAUAUAUAUUUUUACUUAAAAAUUGUUUUUACUUUUUUGUGUAUAUUAUACAUGUAUUGUCUUUAUGUAAAUAUAAAUUCAGAAUUUAA